Molecule: messenger RNA, 1450 nt
Organism: Tuber aestivum (summer truffle)
Lineage: Eukaryota; Fungi; Ascomycota; Pezizomycetes; Pezizales; Tuberaceae
Source: the annotation of a GenBank genome assembly
AUGGCUGAGUCUGAUACUCUUCUCAGAGUCCCAGUCUCGCGCCUUGAUACCACAAUGUCUUCCUUGUCAUCCACCGCUGACACAGAUCCCCUCUCCCUCCUCCGCCUUUCAAUCUCCCAAUCCCCCCCGCCAUCCCUCUCUCACACCCCUAACCCUCCACCACAAGAGGUCACGUUGGCCUCCGCCUCGUACCUGAUCUUCCCUUCCGCCGCAUUUCCCCUGUGGACAAAAACGCGCUUUCAUAAGUCCAGCGGGGAGUCCGUCGACCUGCGCUCCAUCUAUUUCGCUUGGCUUCAUCGCGAGGAUACGAUCCCGGACUACAUUACCAAAGCGCAGAACUUGGGCGAUGGGGUGGUUACAAAUCUUGCGUUCUUGGAGAGGCUGGAAUUGGUCACCUGGCUUGAAGGUGGGCAGGAAGAGUCGGAUUUUAUUAAGCCUUUGGCGUCAGCUGCUGCUUCCGCUUCAGCUAGCACUGAUGCUCACGCUGCUAGUGCUGUGUCGGGCGGUGGGGUAGCGGGUGCGGCGGCGGGGCAGGGUCCGCAGAGCACUCCUGGGGGAAGUGCGAAGAUCGGUGGGUCGUCAACGGCGUUGGCUGGGAAGGUUAGAGUUACGGAUCCGAGAUUGUUGGAGAUCUAUAGCUAUGAGAGAGUGUUGUCUAACCGAAACACGUUCCUCCGCGGAAUUAAACCUACCGUGGCAUUCCCCGCAACUCCCUGCAACGGCCGUGAACUGACAAACAAUGCAGGAUUUCUCCCACGUCCGCAAGCAAGCCGAAGACUUCAUAACCCGACUCCGCAACCAGAAACCUAGCAGCAGUAAUCCCUCCUCAACUCCAGGUCCCCACCACCCCCACCCCCACCACCACGCUCAGCAAAAAUCCCUUCCCCACCGCUCCGGCCACCCCGCCGGUGGCGACACCUCAACAACCUCGACCCCAAGCAAAUCCCCCAGCAAAUCCCGCUCCCGUGAUCCCAUAAUCCUCCUGUCCCCCUCCGCCUCCUCUCUCCUAACAAUGGCGAACAUAAAAGCCUUUCUGGAGAAUGGCACCUUCAUCCCCUCCUCCCAACUGCCGGGACCUCACGAGACACUCCACCAUAUCUCCCGGCUGAUUCCAGGAAUCCACCCCACAGCCCCCGUACGCUUCCUGGUCGUGGAUAGUAUCGAGAAGUUCAAGCCGGACUAUUGGGACCGCGUGGUUGGGGUGUUUACAACCGGGCAGGCGUGGCAAUUCAGGGAUUACAAGUGGAAUAACCCCGUGGAGCUAUUCAGACAGGUGAGGGGGUUUUAUGUCGGCUGGGAUGGGGAGACGGUGCCGGACCAGGUGAGGGGGUGGGGUGCCGGCGUGAAGUGUUUGAGUAUUGAGCGGAGCAGGAGAUUCAGAGAUCGCGAGGUUUGCGAGUCGAUUUGGGAUGGGAUUGAGACGGGGAUGAAGCUGAAGUUUGGGAGGUGA